AUGACCGUUAAAGGUUCAAAUUUGAAAACCCUAUCAGCCUAUCCCGUUAAAUCUCGUUUAACGCUACCUUUUUCCAAAGAGAAAAGCAAAACGGUAAACCAGAGACAAGAAGCGAUGAAACCCCCGCUAAGUGCAUUAUCAUCUUCAGUGAAAUCGACCACCACCACUAUGGAAGAUGAUAUCUGUAGUGAAACUCGAGACAGCUGCUAUUACCCUGGAUGCAGAAAAGACGCCAAUUGCAACUGUGAAAUUUGUUUGGCCAGCAUCAGCGCUACUCUUGAUCUCAUGCCUGCUAGCAUCCAAAAGAGCUCCUUCACUAAGCUCUCAUCUUCGAAGCCUAAUGUUGUAGAUCAAACCCCAAUCUCUUUCGAUCCUUCGAUUAUGUCAACACCCAGAUCGAGUUCUUGCUGCCUCGUGGAGUCUCCGGCUCUGAAAUCAACUGCCAGAUUAAUUUACAGAGAGAAGAAGGAGAAGAAGGGAAAAAAAGGUAGUUUUCAGGGUGUAUUUUGGAAGUUUCUUUUGGGUUUGAGCUUGGUUUUUGGAAUGGAGACUGGGCUUUUAUGGGUUUUUGGUGGGUUUCUAAAGCCAACGUUGACAAGGGAUAUUGUUAGAAGUAUUGGCGAGAAAGCUUUGGUUGUGCAAGAUUUGAAUGGAAAAUUGAGGUUCUUGCAAAAUGAGCUGGAGGGAUUUGCUAAUGGGAAGGUUUCAAAUUGCAGCAAUACGGAUUCCAUAUGGGAAAUUGAUCAGGGUAGUUUGCUCCUGAAUUCGCAUUGUAUAUUGUACAAAUCGGCAAUGGAAGAGGUCAGGAUUUGGGGAUGGCCUCUGCAAACGGCAGGAUUGCUUACAACUAGAUUUUCUUCCAGAUCAUUUACCAUCUUAUCUGGCAGAGUAACAGAAUGGUCCAAUGGAAGGAUUGGAUUUGUAACUAGAAUAGCAAAUGCUUCAUGGGUGCAAAGGAAAUGGGGUGCUUCUGUCAUUCAAUUGGAUCCUAAUACGUGGAUUAUUGAGUAUCGGCAGAGCUCAUUUCUGGAAAAUCCAAGAUUGUUUUCAGCAACAAUGGAGCUGUUGAAAUAUGGGUUGACAACAAUGGUAAGAAAGAUGACUGAAGAGUUGUUGCUGUUGUCUGUUUUUGAAAACCAAUACAAUGAAUUUGCAGGAAAUGAACAAGGUAAGAUCCCAACCUAA
This is a messenger RNA of Durio zibethinus, 1185 nucleotides long. RefSeq lists its product as uncharacterized. The record is from RefSeq and is a predicted model, not a curated record. Gene Ontology annotation, cellular component: endoplasmic reticulum. Lineage: Eukaryota; Viridiplantae; Streptophyta; Magnoliopsida; Malvales; Malvaceae.